AAGACCGCGACGAGCUCGUGAGCGUGAACAGUUUUGGCAUAGGAGGCGCAAACUCACAUGUCAUCCUAGAGUCAGCGCGAUCCCAUCUGUCGAGAGAGAAUGGCGGAUCGGUAGGAAGGAGACACAUGGCUCCAUUUCUCGUGCCCGUCUCCGCCACAAGUGCGAAUUCUCUCGCAAGACAAAUCCAGUAUGUGAAAGAUUAUUGCAAGUCCCGGACAGUCGCCGCUCUAGACCUUGCCCAUACGCUUGGGGCUCGACGUGACCAUCGUCGACAUCGCGCAUUUGCCGUUACAACCGGGGAGGAUAUCAUAUCAGAGCUUCCCGCUUUCGAAUCGGGUGUUGCCUCCACCAAGCCACUGGAACAAUUGGUCUUUGUUUUCACUGGCCAAGGGGCUCAGUGGCCUGGGAUGGGGAAAGAGCUUAUACCAGCGUUUGACGGUUUCCGGGCAGACAUUCGCCGGUUGGACAAUGUUCUUCAAUCGCUGCCCGAUCCUCCCACUUGGAGCAUGGAAAACACGAUCUGUGCUUUUGACGAUGCGUCGUUGUUUACACAGGCCGAGUUUGCCCAGCCCUUGUGCGUCGCGAUUCAGAUCGGUUUGGUCAACCUGCUUGGAUCAUGGGGUAUCGCUCCCACACUGGUGGUUGGUCAUUCCAGCGGCGAGAUUGCCGCUGCGUACGCUGCUCACUCGAUCACUGCUGAUGCAGCCAUCACCAUUGCAUAUUAUCGAGGCCAAGCAGCAAAGUGUCACACUAGACCGGGGGGGAUGGUGGCUGUAGGCCUCGGCCGAGAUGCUGUGACGCAAUACUUGAAUGACGGCGUCGUGGUGGCCUGUGAGAACAGCCCUCAAAGUACUGUGCUCUCCGGGGAUGCAGAGGCCGUCAGCCAAAUGAUUCGCUUUCUCAACGACGAGCACCCAGACAUAUUGACCACUCGUCUAGAUGUGAACACGGCCUAUCACUCCCACCACAUGGCCGAGAUUGGGCACAUCUUCGAAAAAAUGAUUCGCGGUCGAGCUCCAGCCUGUACACCGCAGAUCCCAAUGUACUCCACUGUGCUGGGCAGGUCUCUUACUAUAUCUGAUCAGUUAGACAGCAGGUAUUGGAGGAACAACUUAGAACUGCCCGUCCUCUUCUCAACAACAAUCAAGAAAGUACUCCACGAUUUGCAGAGCCAGGCUAUGUGUUUUGCAGAGAUAGGACCUCACUGUCCCCUUUCUGGCCCUCUCCGACAGAUGUUCAAAGAGGCAAAGAUUAAGCCAACACCAAACUAUGUGGCUACUCUGUGCAAGAACCAGCACCAGUCGAUUAACAUCAUCCAAUCGGUGGGACGCAUGUUUCUCAACGGCAUUAAAGUGUCUUUCCCUGCUCUUAAUGGGGCAGGAACCGUAUUAUUUGACCUACCGCCAUAUCCAUGGGACUAUAGUACAAAGCAGUGGAUGGAGAGCCGAGUUACAAAGGGAUGGCGCAUGCGUCAGCAUGGCCACCAUGAACUGCUCGGGUCUCGAGUCCUGGAGUCAAAUGAUCUGGAGCCGUCGUGGCGGAACAUACUUCGCCUUGAAGAUAGCCCGUGGCUCGCUGAUCACAAGUUCUCCGGCUGCAUAGUGUAUCCCAGUGCCGGGCAUAUUGCCGCAGUUGGCGAGGCAAUCCGUCAGGUAUCUGGUGCCUCUCGGUACGUGAUUCGAAACAUGCUUAUCAAGAACGCGCUGGUUUUGGACGCGCAGGACGACGUAGAGCUGAUGACAAGCUUGCGCCCGGUGACGCUGACCGACGUGCUGGACUCGGACUGGUACCAAUUCGUCAUUCAUUCAUACAACGGCACGGAAUGGCGCAAGCACUGCACUGGACAUGUCACCGCUGUGCAUGAUGCUGUGCCAGCCGGCGAGCCGGCCCCACCGUUCUUGCGCCAUGUCGAUACUGGUCUACAAUACCGCUCUUUAAGGGAGCUGGGACUCGAUUAUGGACCGCAUUUUCAGGGCCUUGACGGCGUAACGGCUGAUCCAAUAUCUGAGACAGCACGAGGGAGAAUCACCAUACAGGAGCCCUUGGAACAAAUCGAUACUUAUUCGGUCCACCCUACUGUCAUCGAUAAAGCACUGCAGUUAAUGACCGUGGCGGGCACGCGAGGAAUCGCCCGACACAUGGAUCGGGUCGCAAUUCCAGUCUCCUUUGACAAGGUCUACUGCGGUUGUGGAAACCCCGGAGAACUGCGAGCGCAGGCGACCUGUCGAAAGGCUGCGCAUGGUAAUUUCAUGGCAGACAGCCUUGUCGUCGGAUCCACGGAGGUGAUCCUGGAUAUCCAGGGCGUCAAGUCUUUCGCUAUGGAGGCCGACGAUCACGGCAAUAGCUUUAAUGACGGCCUGCGGUCGGCUCGAACUGACUGGCAACCGGAUAUCGAGUUUGUCCCAUCGUUAGCUGACUUGUUGCCUCCGGCUCCCCCACGAAUGGAACUCGAGCUCCAUGUGAUAGAGCAGAUUUGUGCACUACAAAUUAUGAUCAUGUACCGCUCAACUCAGAACAUCACCCCAAAGGCUUCUUACCUUUUGAAUUACAAACACUGGCUAGCGCAGUGCGUGGAAAAAUUCCAGCAUGGAAAUCACGCUCUAGUGCCGGAAGCUCAGGAGUGGACGGCGAUGGAUCCGGAGCAACAAGAAUCACUGCGUGCGUCUUUAUCGAGGCGUGCGGAAGAGAACUUUCAGAGCGAGUCUGCUCAAAUGAUAGCACGUUUUUCCAGCCGCAUCGCAGCGAGUGUUGAAGGUAUCUUCCGCGGAGAAGUGUCCAUGGUUGAAUCCAUGAUGGUCAACAAUGACCUUGAGCUCUUCUACAAUAGUAUAUCGCACCCAUCCGAUUACAGGCCUUUCCUUUCUGCCCUUGGACGUUCGCGACCACACAUGCGUGUCCUCGAGAUAGGUGCAGGUACUGGUGGUAUGACAGCGUCAACGCUUGAAGGCUUGGAGACGGCAAACGGCGUUAGGAUGUUCUCCGAAUACGUCUUUACCGAUAUCUCGCCGGGUUUCUUUUCCGCCGGGCGGGAGCGAUUCAGAAAUAUUCCAAGAAUGGUAUUCAAGACCCUUGAUAUUACCCGCGACCCCGUCGAGCAGGGCUUCAGCGCGGCUUCUUUCGACCUGGUUGUGUGCUCCAACGUACUUCACGCCACUCCGGCACUACAGACAACGCUGUCCAAUGUCCGUAAGCUUUUGGUCCCGGGGGGGUAUCUAUUCCUACAGGAGCUAUGUCCAGAAACAUCCUUGAUUGAUGGCAUCAUGGGCUUGCUGGAGGGGUGGUGGGUCGGUGAAUGUGAAGGUCGUGUAGACCAUCCAUACAUCUCCCCCUCCAGGUGGGAUGAGGAGCUACGAAUGGCUGGUUUUACUGGCGCCGAAGCUAUGGCGUAUGAUAACGUGCAACCGUACCAGUUCAAUGCCAACAUCAUAUCGCGACUUCCUUCGGACGAACUCACUGGAGAGCACAUCAGCCUUCUGUAUGACGGGGCUAUCACGGAAUCAGCUCGAUCUAUUGAGAAUGUAUUUUUGCGGCAAGGAUAUUCGGUGAGCUGGUGUACCUUGGAAUCCGGGGCCUGCGGAAAUAUCGUGUCGCUGCUUGACCUAAAUUCCCCAUUCUUCGAUGGUAUUUCGCAGCGUUCCUUCGAUCUCUUCCGGGAUUUCAUCAACCGGGAACCGCCUAAAAGUAUCCUGUGGGUAGCACGACACAUUCAAAUGGAGUGUGAGGAUCCCCGAUGGAGCCAAACCUUCGCCGUGGCUCGUUCAGUUCGAUUGGAAUCAUCCAUCCCGUUUGCAACUGUCGAGAUGGAUCCACCGAACCAACGGGGCUUAGAUCUUCUCGUCAAGGUGUACCAAAAGUUUCAGUCACGUCUGUUAUCUGGGUUAGAGCCAGAUUACGAAUACUCGAUAAAACGCGGCUCUGUCUACACCUGUCGCUAUCAUCCCACAGACCUGUCGGAACGGGCGACCACACGCAGAUGCCCCAAUGGCGCAAGGAGACUGUCUAUUGGAAGCACAGGCUUGUUGGACACCCUGCACUGGGUGCAGCAUGAGCCUCGACUACCAGGCGCUGGGGAAGUCGAGAUUGAGGUGCGAUACGUCGCCCUGAACUUCAAGGACAUGAUGGUUGCGAUGGGUUUCAUCGGGCACAAAGAUGAUCUGGGUUUUGAAGCUUCCGGGAUAGUCCGUGGCAUCGGCCCUGGCCCACACGAUCAAAUCCUUCGUGUCGGUGAUCGGGUUUCCGUCAUGGGGAGCCCAAUGUUCAGCACAUCGGUUGUAGCUAAGAGCAUCCAGUGUUGCAAGAUUCCCGCAAAGCUGUCCCUGGAGAAGGCGGUGACCCUACCAUGCGUCUACGCGACGGUCGUAUACUCUCUCUUGACUGUUGGACGAUUGCAAAGUGGACAGUCCGUCCUAGUACAUUCAGCAUGCGGUGGAGUGGGGCUAGCGGCAAUUCAAGUCUGCCAAAUGAUAGGUGCAGAGAUCUUCGCCACUGUCGGGAGUGAGGUCAAGGCCCAACAUCUUGUCAACAACCACCACAUACCGCGAGAUCGGAUAUUCAACUCCAGAAACCCUAGUUUCAAGGAAGAUGUUCUCGGGGUGACAGGGGGCCGAGGUGUCGAUAUCGUGCUGAACUCCCUCUCUGGGGAAUGCCUACAUGCGUCAUGGGAGUGCGUCGCGGAGUUCGGGACCAUGGUUGAAAUCGGUAAGCGAGACAUGAUGGGACAUGGGACAUUGAGGAUGGAUCAAUUCCAGGGUAACCGCUCUUUCUUUGGCGUUGACCUGCACCACAUGGGUCUGCAAAGACCAGCUGAGGUCUUCCGAAUUUUGCAACAAGCCAUCGGGUAUAUUGAGCGAGGGCAGAUUAAGCCUAUCGAGCCGAGGACUAUUUUUGAGGCCCACGAGGUGGAGGACGCGUUCAGGUACAUGCAGACGGGUGAGCAUAUGGGCAAGAUUCUCGUCCGCUUCCCCGAAGACCCGGUCCAGCUUCCAGUAUCUACAGCAGAGGAACGUCUUUCGCUCUCGCCCGAGGUAUCUUACCUCCUGGUCGGGGGGCUAGGGGGCCUUGGUCAGGCUGUAUCCCGGUGGAUGGUUGAAAGCGGAGCACGAAGCCUGGUAUUCCUUUCUCGAUCUGCCGGUCACUCUGCCGGUUUUGAGGCUUUCCAUCACGAACUCAAGGUCAUGGGGUGCUCGAUCACCGCGGUGGCCGGGGAUGUUGCCAAUCCUGACGACGUCAAGCGAGCCCUCAACGCAUGCCCGCACCCUGUCGCAGGGGUGAUACAAAUGGCGAUGGUUCUGAAGGUAGGGGCCCUGGUAUUGCAUUUGAGACGGCGUAUGAAUACUGACACUAGGACGCAGGAUCAAACUUUUGAGAAGAUGACGCACGAUGAAUGGACGGGUGCCAUCUCGCCCAAGAUCGAAGGCACCUGGAACCUGUACCGCGCUUUGCAAGACCACCCACUGGAUUUCUUCGUGUUAUUCGGGUCCCUAGUCGGCCACUUGGCCAACGUCGGGCAAGCCAACUACGGCGCGGCCAAUUGCUUCCACGAGGCCUUCGCCAAGUACAGCCGAGCCCGGGGAUUCCCAAGCGCAGUGCUCGACCUGGGCGCCGUGAAGGAUAUCGGGUAUGUCAGUGCGCAUCCUGACCUUCUGCAGCGGUGCCUGGCCUCUUCAAUAGAGCCCCUCGGGGAACGACAGCUUGUUCGCGCCUUGCAGGUUGCUAUCGCCCAGGCGCGAGUACCCUUCAACCCAGACCAAGGCGCAGACCCCAGCUCCGUCAUCGUUGGCCUGCAGCAACUGACCAACGAGCAUUGCCGAACCACGUACCAGAGUGAUCUCCGCCUUGCGCUCUUCAAGGAGGCAGACACUCAACACGAGAGCGGAGGAUCUUCCCAGAUGGACACCAUCAACCAAUUCAUCGCCGACGCGGAACGCGACCCAUCUAUCCUGCACCUCCCGUCUUCGGUGGAAUUGAUGACGCUCGAGAUCGCUCAUCUCGUUCGCGCGGGGUCCGGGGAUGAGACUGUCGAGGCGGCGGCGGAAAUACCGAUCGACUCGCUGAUGACGAUCGAGAUCCGGAGCUGGCUGCGGAAACGGCUCAACGUUGAUGUUCCGGCGAUGAAGAUUGCCAAGGGGAAGAAUAUUGGGGGGCUAAGCAAGUUUGUUCUUGAGGGGAUUGACGAAAAGCUUCGGCUCAAGGGUGUUGGCACCGGGCAGGUUGCUAGUGAAUGAUAGCGCCAUUGCCAGCUAAGCGAUGACUGGCGCUGUGCGACUUUGUAUUGAGCCAUUUUGAAUGCGUCGUAGAUUCACUGUC
Messenger RNA from Aspergillus candidus, 6306 nucleotides. RefSeq names its product KR-domain-containing protein. The record is from RefSeq and is a predicted model, not a curated record. The transcript is spliced from 11 exons. Gene Ontology annotation, biological process: fatty acid biosynthetic process; secondary metabolite biosynthetic process. Gene Ontology annotation, molecular function: phosphopantetheine binding; fatty acid synthase activity; oxidoreductase activity. Bases 126 to 6224 code for a protein of 2032 amino acids. NCBI's taxonomy places the organism in Eukaryota, Fungi, Ascomycota, Eurotiomycetes, Eurotiales, Aspergillaceae.